GAAGAAUGGCAUGAUAAUUCUAGAAGAACAGUAUAGACUAUAAUAGAGUUAAGCUCAGAAGUUCCAAACGCUCAACUCAACAUUUCCCACUUGUCGGACCCCGCGAACUUCACCGGAUCAGAAAAAGCAGUUGCACGUGAGCACAUAGAGAGGUCUACACACCGAACUAAAGACGGCAUCAACGCUCCAUUACUGGACAACUAGACGGAAAGGCCCACUUUUUCCUGGUGCUCGAAGUUUUCGGGGCCGGGUUGCCUCGGUUCUGUUCCGAAUUGCCCCAACUCCUAGUUAGUACAUCAAAUUGAUCACCCCCGACUGAGUGCAGCUCCGUUGGAGACUGGGAUUGUCUAAUGGUGAAAUGGGUAUUUGCUCUUGUCCCAGAUAAGUCCCUUUUUUCUAUUAUUGAACUGUUUCUGUUGGUCUAUCAUUCAGUUUUUGAAGUCUCAGUAAAUUCUUAAAGUGGUUUCUGGGUGCGACUUAUUUGGAUGAAUUAUUGGGUUCUGAGUUGCAUUUGUUACUUGCAUGCCUUUUGUUUGUUGUUUGUCUGGUUAAAAUUUUAAAUCUUCCCAGGUUCUCUAAUUAUAUCGGCAAUCUAAGAGUGUCGUUUGCUUUAAUUUAUAACAUCCACAUAGAUGAAGUUCUUUAAGUAUGUUUCUGGUCAUAGCAGCAGUUGGCUGCUUGUUGUGUCGGUUAAAGUUCAGAACUGGUUUUGAUUCCUUUGGCCUCUAUGAAUUGCACUUCAAAGUUGUGCUAUGAAGGAUGAAAGACAGUUAGGAUUAUGCUUUAAAUGGUAACUUUUUCCAUAGGUUUGGUUUUAAACCUUCCUGUGUGACCAACAAUGGAAGGAAAGCCAUCAUCAGGGCCUCAUAUGAUGCCGGGUAGGCCAUAUGGUUUUCAAAACUUGCAAGGAUCAUUGCAGCUUCGUCGUGAACAAAACCCUCAUUUAUAUCAUCAAGGAUCUUCAGUUCGACCACAAACUCAAGAUGUUUUUCCUCUUCGGUUACUUAACUUGCAAGAACAUGACCGGCCGGGUACUUGCAGUCACAACAAGGACGAGAGAGGGAAGAACUUGGCAAAUGACAACAACGAGAUGAAUUGCGUGGAAGAAGGCAUUGAUGGGCAUGAAGAUAUUGGUAAAGAGAAAAAAGGGUCCCCAUGGCACCGUAUGAAAUGGACAGAGAAAAUUGUGAAACUUUUGAUCACCAUUGUAUCCUACAUUGGGGAGGAUUCUUCCUCUGAUUGUAUCACCAGUGGGAGAAGGAAGUCUUCACUUUUACAGAAGAAAGGGAAAUGGAAGUGUGUAUCAGAGGUCAUGGCUGAGAGGGGUCAUCAUAUAUCUCCUCAGCAAUGUGAGGACAAGUUUAAUGAUCUGAAUAAGAGGUAUAAGAGGCUUAAUGACAUUCUGGGAAGAGGCACUUCUUGCAAGGUAGUUGAGAACCCAAAGCUUUUGGAUGUGAUGGAUUUACCUGAGAAGGCAAAAGAGGAUGUGAAAAAGAUAUUAAGCUCGAGACAUCUUUUUUAUGAGGAGAUGUGUUCCUAUCACAAUGGGAAUCGAUUAUAUCUUCCUCAUGAUCUGGGUGUGCAGCAGUCUUUGCAGUUAGCUCUUAGCAGAAAAGACAGUUGCGAGCCUCAUGAUUUGAUGCAGCAAAAAACAGAUGAUGAAGAUGAUAAAGAUUGGGAUGCAGAAGCUGAUGGUCAGGGUGAAGAAUAUAGGGAUAAUGGCGGAACAUUUGUUAGGUUUGAAGAGGUUUCUACAAAGAGGUUGAAACGAAGGGACAGAACUGAAGACAUGGGUUUUUGUAAUCCCCUGAAGUUUCUGGAAAAUAACAGAGGAUUACGCUCUCAUCCCCAAAAAGAUUAUACCAAUUUGAACCAUGUUUGCACUGGUAGUGGCAAGGCAAAUGAGUUAAGGGAGCAGUGGAUGAAAUUUCGCUCACUACAGUUGGAAGAACAGAAGUUACAAAUUAAGGCCCAGAUGCUUGAGUUGGAGAAGCAGCAUUUUGAAUGGCAGAGGAUGAGCUGGAAACAUGACAGAGAGCUGGAAAAGCUGAGGUUGGAAAAUGAACGAAUGAAGCUUGAGAAUGAGCACGUGCAAUUAGAACUUAAGCACAAGAAAAUUUUAGAUGAUUAGAGCUGAGUUUACACUAAGUGCAUUGGUACCUAUGGUUUAUGAUAUUGCCUCAAGUUCUAUUAAAUGAUGGCAAGAGUUCUAUUAUCAUCUUGGUGUAUCUUUACUCUUUAGUUUUAUUAGUAUUAUUAUCUAUAAAUGUCAAAGGUCGUUAUUGCUCUUUUCCUUGGAUCAGUUUAAUUACUUUUGUUUACCUGCAAUCUAAUUUCUCAAAUUCUUUCUAAAUUCAGGUUGGUCAUGAGAUAGUGUGCACCGAAGUAAUCUAACAUGACAACAAUGCUUGAUGAUGAUAUGGAAAAAAAAAACAUGGUGAAUAAAUUGUCCUAUGGGCAUUAGAAACCAUGCAAUUUUGUUUUGGAACCUAUUAUGCAUAUUUGUGCUAUAUUUGGCAAUGUUUUUCCCUUAAUUUCAACAAGUUCUGUGCGCACGUGCUAUGCAUGCUUGUGUGUGGUUUUGGGUGAUGAACUUUUUUGCUAAAGUUACGUGGAAAAUUGAAAUGAAGAAAUCAUCCAUGUAAUAAUGGUUCGUAAUGUAUUGGGAUUUCUUAGUCUAUCUGCUAGCAAGAAAAUGUGGUUAGAACAUGGAAUUCUGGGUCCAUUUUUUGAUUUGAUGGAAGAUUUAAAAAGGUUAUGGAGUUGAGUGGUGGAUGGGUAGAUGGGUAAAGGAUCACAAGCAUUGGGUGACAUUGUUUGAAAUGAAAUGGGUACAUUGGAAUAAUCUCCAUGGGAAAGAUAUAACUGGUUAAUAUGCCCAUAUGAUGAGUAUUAUGAUCGGUUUUCAGGUUCAGUAUGUCCCUGAUCUAUGCUCAUAUAUAAACAUCAAGGCUUUGAUUUUUUUUAUAUAGUUUGUCUGGGUGCAAAUCUUGACUUUUGGGGUAGGUACGCAUGACUGAAAAUCGGUGAGGAGCUCAUACUUCAUCCCCUUUCUUCCCUUGUCCUCGUGUUUUUCUUUGUUUCUCAGACCUUUUUUUUUUUAUCAUUUGGAGAUUAUUCUAUAUAUCAAGAUGCGAGAGGAGUGCUAGAGACAAACAUGAGGGGCCUUUAACAACUAUGUCUUGAAGGUGAUAUUGUGUGCAACUGGUACAAAUAUGUCAAGGAGGUGGGGGAAAUAUUACCAAAGGAAAGGGAAAGCUGAUGGCAAUGCUAAGUUGCUAAGUUGGGCAGUAUCUGAUCUUUCAGUACCUUCUGCAGGUUACUCGGGCAUGAAUACGACUGUGUUUCUUCUUUUGACUUUAUUUCUUAGUUGUAUUUAGUAUGUGGGCAGUUUGGUAAGAAAUUUAAGAAUUCUUGAUGUACGUGACAAUCUUGUUCACGAGCCAAAAAACAGAUGAUCAAGCAUUUAGGCAAAUCCGUAGAGGCACUAUGGGGGGAAUAUUCCAAUUGCCCACAAAGACGCUAAAAAAAGAUAGGUUUUUCUAUAUUUAGAUGCACAAUAUGGGUAGUUUUCAUUUGAGAAAACAAAGCUGGUUGGCAAAUAAAACAACCAGCUGGAGUUGUUAAGAAUCUAUGUUUGAUUCAUACAACUCAUCGAUAACUGUUAAAUAUACAUAAAAUUCAACCAAUGGCAACCAUUCGUUGUCCUCCUCAAAUCUUUCUUGGCCAUGGAAAGUCUGGCACCUGAAAUCAAAGACACCCCUUAUAAAACCCAUCCUACAUUCCCCAUGUUUCUCACAUCGUUUUCUUCUAUUCUUAUCUUGUUGAUCUUCGAGAGACCUUUCUCUCACUAACAGAGAGGCAGCGAGAAAGAAAGGUUCUUGCUGUUUCUCAAGCAUUAAACAUGGGUAAUUGUGGUAGUGCACCGAAAACCCAGGACGAGGCUGAUCUUGUGCCUGAGCCUGCCAAGGAGGACUUCGUGAAGACCCAAGAGGAGGUCAAGGUUCAACAAGAAGAGAGAGAGAAUGAUGGAAAUGACGAAAAGCAUAAUGAUGUUGAUGAGAAGCCUGCCAAUGAUCAGGACAACGUGGCUCCGGCUGCCACCACCUUGGUCAAUGAGGCUGAAGAAAAGAAAGAAGCUAAGGAGGAUGAGAAGACCACCGAAAUUAUAUCUGAAGAGACAAAAGAAGCAGAAAAGCCAAAGACUGAAGAUCAGGUAAAUGCUGCACCAGAGAAAGCAUCCGAGGCUGCAGUUUCAGAUGCUGCAGAAGCUCCAGAAGCCAAUAAAUUGGAGGAGAAGACAGCAGAAAAGAAGACAGCAGAUUCGGAAGCCGAGAAACUUGAAAAGAAGACAGCAGAUAUAUAAGAGAGAAGCCACAAUGAGAGCGAGUCCAUAUAUGUUAUUUCAUCAAUAGUACUCGUAAUUCUAUAUUGGUAGAAAGAAAAUACGAUUAUUGUUUCCGUUUGGUUUCGAAGAUCGAAGGCAUGCAUGCAUUUGUGUUGGCUAUGGAAAUUGAGUCUUGAUGAUCAGUUUGUGGUGGUUCAUAAUUAUCUUUUCAUUCAGAAUAAUAGUUUGGUAAAAGGAUUGUUUCUAUUGCUUCUCAAUUGAUUAUUUUUAAUUAA
Messenger RNA from Juglans regia (Persian walnut), 4623 nucleotides. RefSeq lists its product as uncharacterized. The record is from RefSeq and is a predicted model, not a curated record. NCBI's taxonomy places the organism in Eukaryota, Viridiplantae, Streptophyta, Magnoliopsida, Fagales, Juglandaceae. The transcript is spliced from 2 exons. Bases 839 to 2131 code for a protein of 430 amino acids.